Molecule: messenger RNA, 1138 nt
Organism: Elgaria multicarinata webbii
Lineage: Eukaryota; Metazoa; Chordata; Lepidosauria; Squamata; Anguidae
Product: aquaporin-5-like
Exons: 4
Coding region: 1-792 (263 amino acids)
Biological process (GO): carbon dioxide transport; transmembrane transport; water transport
Cellular component (GO): apical plasma membrane; plasma membrane
Molecular function (GO): water channel activity
Source: RefSeq, a predicted model, not a curated record
AUGAAGAACGAGGCGUGCUCCUUGGCCUUUCUCAGGGCUGUCGCUGCAGAAUUCUUGGCCACCAUGAUCUUCGUCCUGCUAGGGGUGGGCUCUGCCUUAAACUGGCCCUCCGCACUGCCAAGCAUCCUGCAAGUCUCGCUGGCAUUUGGCUUGGCUAUAGCCACUCUUGUUCAGUCGGUGGGCCAUGUCAGCGGGGCCCACAUCAACCCAGCAGUGAGCGUGGCCCUCCUCGUCGCACAGAAGAUUUCAGGGCUCCGAGCCAUGGCCUACAUCGUGGCUCAGCUGAUGGGAGCAAUGGCGGGCGCGGGGGUGAUAUACCAGAUUACCCCUCCGGCGAUCCGAGGAGGCCUGGCUGUCAAUGGGCUGCAACACGACACCCCAGCAGGGGUGGCGGUGGCGGUGGAGCUGAUUCUGACCUUCCUGCUGGUCCUCUGUGUCUUUGCCUCGACUGACAGCCGCAGAACUGAUAACGUGGGCUCCCCGGCAUUAUCUAUUGGACUGUCAGUCACUGCUGGCCAUUUCCUAGGGAUCUAUUUCACUGGCUGCUCCAUGAACCCUGCGCGGUCUUUUGGCCCCGCCGUCAUAAUGGGAAACUAUAAGGAUCAUUGGGUCUUUUGGGUGGGACCUUUGUCAGGUGGCAUCCUAGCCUCCCUCAUCUACAACUUCCUCCUCGCUCCUGAUACAAGAAGCCUCUCCGAGAGGAUUGAUGUUCUGAAAGGGACCUACCAAGCUGACGACUGGGUGGAACAGAAUGAUCAGAAGUACUCACAGGAACUGGUGGAGAAGUUCUAAUGUAGACAAAUACAUAUAGGAGUAGGCAAAGAUGCAGAGCAUGGCCCCCCAGAGUGAUAACAAGGACAAGACAAAAACCACACUCAUAUCAUCCCAUAUGGACAGGCUUAUCAGCCCCCAGUCCCCUCCCUCAUGUGCCCCACUAUCUCAUAAGGUGUUACGUCAGUAUCGAAACAUGAAAUCAACCAAGCUGAUGGGAAUCCCAAGGGAAGCGGAGGGUGCAACCUAUGGUUCAUGUAUGCUGGGGUGCCCACUCCUGGUAUAGGUUGUUGCUAAGUAUCUCAGAUGUAGUAGAUGAUCUGCUAGCAGAGAUUGGUGAUGGAUAGUCAAUAUGUAAGGACCUCAC